GGAUUCACUGGGGUUGACUCAGUUUAACUUUGACCGUUGGCGCGAUCGGAUCGUGGGGAUUUGGAUCUUUGAGAUCUUUUGUUUAAUGAGAUUUUGGUGUUUAAAAUGUGACACUUUAGUGAGAGUUUAGCACAAACAAGUAAAUGAAUCUCGCCAGCAGAGGCUUUAGUGUAAACAAAUGGAAUUAUCAUCGUAUGCGGCGAAAAGAUGCAAGAUGACCCGAUCGCACGUAAUAGUCCAGAAGAUGGUGAUACCUCCGAGGAGGGUGAAGAAAGUGACGGUGAUAGUGCCCUUAUCUACGUACCUACGAAUCCCCUCGAAUGGACCACGGACCACAUUCAUUCGUGGGUUCGGUGGCUGUCGAAAAAGUUUCAAAUCUUCCCACCGUUGGAACCGGUGCGAUUCCCGAGCAGUGGAGCCGACCUGGCCAAGUUUACCAAGGCGGACUUUUGGGUGUGUGCCGGUUCGAAGGCCGGAGGUAACGCCCUGGCCAGGCACUAUGCCCACCUGCGACAGAUUGGAAGCGGCGGCGCCGAGGACAGCACGCUGGCCAACGCCGUUGAUCCCGAGCCAUACCAACUGUUGAACGCUGCAUCUCAUCGUUUGGUAGCACAAGGUGGGCAGAUCCAACUGUGGCAGUUUCUGCUCGAACUGCUCGCUGAUUCGUCGAACGAGCGUUUCAUCCACUGGGAGGGAACCGGCGGAGAGUUUAAGCUCACAGACCCGGACGAGGUGGCCCGGAGGUGGGGAGAGCGGAAGGCAAAGCCCAACAUGAACUACGACAAGCUGAGCCGGGCGUUGAGGUACUACUACGACAAGAACAUUAUGACCAAGGUGCACGGCAAACGGUACGCGUACAAGUUUGACUUUCACGGGCUGAUGGACGCUUGCCGGGCCCAGGCACAGCUGGCGGAACCGACCGGCACCGGUUACCGGUACUCACCCCACCAAAUCGAUUCCUACGGCGCUGGUCCGUCCGAAAGCAGCAGCACGAGCCCCGCGAGAAGCUUCGGAACAACAUCCGGUGGUGCCGCGGCCAGCCCCGAGUCCGUAGGCUCGUCCGGGUCAUCGACGACGGCGACGACAGCUACCUCGCACAUUCCCACCGUCGUGGCCGGUUCCAGCAGCGGAUCCGUGAGACCACCUAUGCCGAUGCUUCCCUCCUACUGGCCACCCUAUCCGACAUACCACUCGAUGUCAUCGGCGUCGUCGUUGGUCGUACCUGGGGCGUCAUCAGCUGUUACUGGUAAUGUUGUUCCUGUCGUGACGACCUCGGUCAUUCCGACGACGACGACCAGCGCGAGCUCGUCGACGUCAUUCAAUCAGUGAGUUGUAGAGAGAGGGAAUGUGUAACCUCAAAAUACACGAUUGAUGUUCCUGAAUUCAAUAACUAAUAAUUCAUACAAGACAAUUCAACAAACAUUCAGUGAUUUUUGAGUGCAUCCAAGGGCAGAAAUAGAAUUUGAUUUUAAUUUGUAAUUUUUUGAAUUCAGUCUAGAAGAUUAUUCAAAGCUUCGGCAGUCCUUGUUUCCGAAAGGUUUCCAUCAAACUUCGAAUACAUUCGGAUAAUCGAGUUGAAUUUUAUUUAUAAUGCAGAAUAUAUGUCAUCAAAUUGAUUUUGCUCAAUUUAUUGAACAGAAAACUUAAAUUUUUCCGAAUUUGGUAAAAAAUUAUAACCGAUUUUGCAACAAAUUCAACCAAUUUUCGUUAAAAAUUUGUUCUGUUUGAUGAAUUAAAACACCUGCCAAAUAAAAUAAAAUAACACAUCUUUACCGGUACUUUUCAAAUUUCAAAAAUCUUAAAAUGUUAUGUUCGUUAUAUUAAAUAUAAAUCAUCAAAAAUUACAAAAAACCGUUACAGAACUGCAAAACAAAUAUCAAAAAUAGUAGAUUCCAGUUUCUGCCCUUCAAUGUAACUCUCGUAGCUCAAUAGAAUGAAGCAGUGAAAUUCAUUGAUGUUAAGUAUGUAAAGGUAAAAAAAUGGUCCUCAUAGAUGCUCACUCGUUCGUUUCUGUUAACUUUCUCACAUGUUUCAAUAUUAUGCAUUUAUUUUUUGUUCGACAUUUAGCAGUUAAGGCAAUAUUGACAUAAUACGUAAACAUACAAUAAAAUCUGUACAUUGAAAAUCAUGACAAUUGCAAACAAUUUGAAAAUAAAUUUUAAAUAACUACAAAAAUACUGUUUCAUUUCUC
This is a messenger RNA of Culex pipiens pallens (northern house mosquito), 2191 nucleotides long. RefSeq names its product DNA-binding protein D-ETS-6-like. Gene Ontology annotation, cellular component: nucleus. Gene Ontology annotation, molecular function: sequence-specific DNA binding; DNA-binding transcription factor activity, RNA polymerase II-specific. The record is from RefSeq and is a predicted model, not a curated record. Lineage: Eukaryota; Metazoa; Arthropoda; Insecta; Diptera; Culicidae. Gene Ontology annotation, biological process: cell differentiation; regulation of transcription by RNA polymerase II. The coding region runs from base 208 to 1329 and encodes 373 amino acids. The transcript is spliced from 4 exons.